Messenger RNA from Austrofundulus limnaeus, 1108 nucleotides. Its product is annotated as general transcription factor IIF subunit 2. Lineage: Eukaryota; Metazoa; Chordata; Actinopteri; Cyprinodontiformes; Rivulidae. The transcript has 9 exons. The record is from RefSeq and is a predicted model, not a curated record. Gene Ontology annotation, cellular component: transcription factor TFIIF complex. Bases 36 to 842 code for a protein of 268 amino acids. Gene Ontology annotation, biological process: transcription initiation at RNA polymerase II promoter; transcription by RNA polymerase II.
AUCGCGAUAACAGAAACUUAGCAUUGCUCCGAAACAUGUCGGAGAAAGCAGAGGUGGAUUUAACGGGUGCUAAGCAGAACACGGGUGUGUGGCUCGUAAAGGUACCAAAAUAUCUUUCUCAGCAAUGGGCCAAGGCAACCGGCCGAGGCGAGGUCGGGAAGCUCCGAAUCUGCAAGAAAGGAAAUCAAGGAAAAACAGAGGUUGCUUUCACUUUGAAUGAAGAGCUGACGGUGAUCGAAGGUCUGGAAGACAAGGCGGUGUCGGCUCCCCGCGAGCAUCCCUUCACCAUGCAGUCGGUGGGGGGUCAGAUGCUGGCGGUCUUCACAGAAACCUCAUCCGGCCAGUCAGAAGAAAGAUCUGAUGGCAGCAGCUCAGGUUCGGGGGCAGGUCCAGAUAAAAUAGCCUUGGAGGGCGUGGUGGUGCAGCGGGCCGAGUGCAGACCUGCUGUUAGUGAAAGCUACAUGAAGUUAAAGAAGCUACAGAUCGAAGAAUCCUCCAAACCAGCCCGGCUGUCCCAGCAGCUGGACAAGGCCGUCACCAACAACUACAGACCUGUGGCCAACCACGACUACAACCGUGAAUACGAGAGGAAAAAGAAGGAGGAGGGGAAGCGAGCACGAGCGGAGAAGCAGCAGGUGUUGGACAUGUUGUUCUCUGCUUUUGAGAAGCACCAGUACUACAACAUCAAAGACCUGGUGGACAUCACCAAACAGCCCGUGACGUACCUGAAGGAGAUCCUGCGGGACAUCGGCAUCUACAACGUGAAGGGAACUCACAAAAACACCUGGGAGCUCAAACCUGAGUACAGACACUACCAGGGGGAGGACAAGACUGAGGAUUAGUUUGUUUCUCUGCAGACGAUGGAAAGUGUAACGUUUCUCAUUUCGCCUGAUUUCUGCCKGUCUUUAAGGUGAAACUCCUCCAGACUCCAUGUUCAGUCUGAUGGACAGUGUUUGGGUCAAAAACUACAGUAUGUUUUGCUGUUCCCUUUUGUUUAAAAGGAAAGUUUUGGGUGUAAAAUACAGAUUUAAAUCUCAUUUGUGAAUUCCUGCUGAUUUAGGUUUGUUGAAAUUUUAAAUUUGACUUUGGUAAUAAAUUUUUUUUAGAA